AUGAAAGAUACUGUCGUCAAAGGGUCUCUCAAACUGAAGAAGGUGUCCUCCGAUGCGCCGAAGAAAGCAAAGAAGAGCAAAAAUGCUUCCGGAAGUGGCCCACACAAAACUGAAGCCGAGCUUCGGUUCGAGGCAAGAAGGCAGGCGAACAUGGCCGAGAGAAUGUUGAAGAGAGCUGCUGUCAGUCAUCGUGAGAAGGUAGAAAAGUUCAACAAGCAAAUGGAGGAAAUGACCGAAUUCAACGACAUUCCAAAAGUUUCUUGGACCAAGUAG
Caenorhabditis briggsae is the source of this 273-nucleotide messenger RNA. The record is from RefSeq and is a predicted model, not a curated record. NCBI's taxonomy places the organism in Eukaryota, Metazoa, Nematoda, Chromadorea, Rhabditida, Rhabditidae. The transcript has 3 exons. Gene Ontology annotation, cellular component: nucleolus. The coding region runs from base 1 to 273 and encodes 90 amino acids.